CUACAGGGUGCCUUGGAUGGUGGAUUAGAUAUUCCCCACAGUGACAAGAGGUUUGCUGGAUACGCCAAGGAUUCCAAGUCUCUCGAUGCUGAAGUUCACAGGAAGUACAUUUAUGGUGGCCACGUCGCUGCAUACAUGAAUACUUUGAUGGAAGACGAGCCAGACAAGUAUCAGACUCACUUUAGCAAGUACGUCAAGAAUGGACUUGAGGCAGAUGAACUCGAGGCACUGUACAAGAAAGUCCAUGCUGCCAUUCGUGCUGAUCCAACUCCCAAGAAAUCUGACAAGCAGCCACGCAAGGAACACAAGAGGUUCAACUUGAAGAAGCUGACAUAUGAAGAGAGGAAGAACAAGCUGAUUGAGCGUUUAAAUGCACUCAACAGUGCUGCUGUGGCCGAUGAAGAUGAUGAUGAUGAGGAUGACGAGUGAAGACUUACUUCUGUUUGCUCUUUUUUGAACCUUGUCUUAUGAACCUUGUUACCUCAUUUCUGUUUGGAAUUGUUUUCAAUUUUGAGAGUUUGUUUUACUCAUUUUGUAGCUUUAUUUCUCUUUUAGUUAGACAGAGUGACUGGUAUUUAUUUUUCUACAUGAAAUUAAAUCGUAUUAUCGGAUUAUGUCUUUGCUGCAAAUCUUGCUGCUUUUUCA
Messenger RNA from Erythranthe guttata (spotted monkey flower), 645 nucleotides. NCBI's taxonomy places the organism in Eukaryota, Viridiplantae, Streptophyta, Magnoliopsida, Lamiales, Phrymaceae. The record is from RefSeq and is a predicted model, not a curated record.